Miscanthus lutarioriparius is the source of this 420-nucleotide messenger RNA. NCBI's taxonomy places the organism in Eukaryota, Viridiplantae, Streptophyta, Magnoliopsida, Poales, Poaceae. The record is from the annotation of a GenBank genome assembly.
AUGGUUGAUUUGGCCGGCGGUUUAUUGGCGACCAAGCCCACAGCGGAGGCCCAGCCGACCGGGGCCAGGGCCAGGAUGAAGAGGAAGGAGGCCACCAGCAUGUCGUCGGAGGCCGAUGACUACCAUGACCAUGAACUAAAGAAGAAGGAGGCCAGCCCAUCGGAGGACGACGCUACCGCCCUCAAGAAGGAGGGUGAUAGCUUGUUCAAGGAGGGUGAGAUGCUGAAGAUGAGGGAGGAGUUAUGGGAGGCGGAGCGUCUAUGGAGGGAGAAGCUUGUCCCGGGGGGCGUUGGAUCGCUGGUUGAAGAGGAAGAAGACCACGCAGAACUCUCUGACGAGGAGAUGGCCAAGUGUCCUAAGGAAUACCGCCAAAUGUAUGCCAUUAACAAGGUCAUCAAUGCUAAGAACCUCGCAUAUUAG